Molecule: messenger RNA, 4435 nt
Organism: Oncorhynchus kisutch (coho salmon)
Lineage: Eukaryota; Metazoa; Chordata; Actinopteri; Salmoniformes; Salmonidae
Gene: tspan33b
Product: tetraspanin 33b
Exons: 8
Coding region: 293-1105 (270 amino acids)
Cellular component (GO): plasma membrane
Source: RefSeq, a predicted model, not a curated record
CAGGACAGUUCUGGUGCUUACCAGCCAUGGCAGGGCAGCGUCACAGCUGCUAGACCCCCUUUUUAGGCAGCUGCUACUGCAAACUUUAUACAGGGGGCUGAUUCGUAUGGUGGUCAAAUAUCUCUGGGUUUGGACUAGGCAUUUCUGUGUUUGUUUUUGGAGGUUUUUAUUUCAUUUAUGAACUUUUAUUUAACUGAGACGUGCCAUUGAGGUCAGAAGACCUCUUUCCCAAGGAAGACUUAAGUUUUCUGGGUAUAUUUACUUUUUUUUUGGAGCAUAGAAGAGAACAAAAAUGGAUAGGAAAUUGAAUCUUAACCGAGCCGAGACUUUUUCCUUCAUCAACCCUUGGAUAAGGUACUUCCUGUUCUUUUUCAGCUUCUUGUUCUGGGUCUUCUCCUUGCUGAUUGUUGCUAUAGGGGUAUAUGCAAAGGUUCAAAAAGCAACAGACACGGUCAGAGACACGUUCCUGAUCGACCCAGCGGUCAUCCUGAUCGUGGUGGGCGUGGUCAUGUUCUUCAUCACCUUCUGUGGCUGCAUCGGAGCCCUGCGAGAGAACAUUCACCUUCUGAAGACGUUCUCCUUCAGUCUGACUCUGGUCUUCCUCACUCAGCUGGCCAUAGCCGUCCUGGGCUUCUUCUAUUCAGACCAGACACGAGACGCUCUGGGGAAGUUUGUGAAUAAAGCCAUCGUGCACUACAGGGAUGACCUGGAUCUGCAGAACCUCAUGGACUACAUUCAGAGAGAGUUCAAGUGCUGCGGCUGGAACAACUACACUGACUGGUCAUGGAACCUGUACUUCAACUGCACCCAGGGGAACCCCAGCUCUGAGCGCUGUGCGGUCCCUUACUCCUGCUGCACCCCCGUACCAGGAGAGGUUGUGAUCAACACCAAGUGUGGCUUUGGGGUCCAGACUCAGAACUACCUCGAGGCCACCAAGUCCAUCUAUCCAGUGGGUUGUGCAGACCGGGCGGUUCGGUGGAUUGAGUCCCACCUGCUAUUGGUGGGGGCUCUAGCUCUGGGUCUCUCCCUGCCUCAGAUUGCAGGCAUUGUGCUCUCCCAGAUCCUCAUCUCUCAGAUCCAGGAUGAGAUCAGCUCAGUGUUGUGAGAAGAGGAUGGCCCGACCGACACAGAAAAUAACAGAACAACUAGGAGAGAAAAGAAGAAGUACUGGCCACCCCAGUUAACAAAGGGCAUCCAUCUACAGUUACAUUACACAGCCUUCGGAGCAUCUCAUUUAGUGGUGUGCUGUAUAGACCAGAUGGAAGUGUGUCAUUAUAUGCUGGACUUAGAUGACUAAAGGCUGACAUUGGAAGUGUUUAUUUAUUACAUUAUUUAUACAUGAUUUUAAAAUAUGAUUUAUAUUGACAUGAGGAUAUUAUUUUCUGAAAAGGACGUAUUAUUUAUAUUUCAAAGUGUGAUUGCUAAUAUAAUGAGCUAUAUGACACUGUAAAUGUUGUGUUACAGAACAUUCAAUUGAACAUACUUUUCACAAAUGUUGAAGUUAUAGAAAUCAUUGGAUAUGGAAAAUACUUUUUCACAAAUGUUGAAGUUAUAGAAAUCAUUGGAUAUUGAACAUUUUGAUAAUGGACCAUGUUGAUGAUCAUUUCUAUUAGGUCCACGUAACUGAAGAAUAAAGGCCACAUUCUUCAGCCAAACAUCCAGUCAAUUUGGGGAGGGUACCUCUGCAGUAGCCCCUGGUCCAGACUCAGUGACAUCCAGCUUUAGGCCCUCUACCCAGGCUACCCAGGUUAGGCAUGCAGGACAUGGGCUCUCUGGAUCAGCCGGUCAGUGAGGGGCGAGUUGGGCUUCGUUGCCUCACGCUCCACCAACAAACAUCUCCAGAAGGACAACACAAGACAAAAAAGGACAGUUCUAGAUUGAGUUCUUUAGAGUAGAACAUCUAACUGGAGAACAAAAGGCACUCUGCAACGGUAAUCAGUAGAUACAGUACACUGUAUACAGAAAAUUGUGUACUGUAUUGCACCCAGACACGCUUGCAUUUUACAGACUUCAGGGGGUGUCAAUAAGGACAAGCUUAGCCAUGAGAACAUACUGAUCAAGAUAGUUUCUUCUUCUACCCCCCUAACGAGGGAGCACAGGGAGCAGAAGACGAGAGAAAACCAUUUUCUUCGGUCAUGUGUAUUAUAUAGUACAGAGAAAUCAAUAUUGUGUAUUUUAGCCAUUCACUUUUGUUGGGUUCUAACAUGAAAAACGUAUUCCUGUCAUUAUAUUAGAACUUAUUGAUUACGUUGCAUGUAUAAUAAACGCACGUGUCACGGAUCAAUGAAAGGGUGAAUAGGAACUCUGUGUAUGAAAAGUUACUAUGGGAGAAAAGGGAAACAGAGUAUGACAUCACUUGUAAACAUCCUGGAGAAGUGACCGGAUAAAGAGCAGCUGCUACCAGGCGGCUCGAUCAACGAAGACGACAGCACAACCGUUAGGCAGUAUUGGGCAACAGAUAGCAGUUGAGAAGUUACACCCCUCAUCUCAUCUGGACAUAUAAAUGUGCAAAGUGUGAUUGCAGCUGAGGCACCCAGUGGGUUGAAUAAAAUGGGUUAGAGCUUUUACUAGUUGUGCGUUUGAGUUAACUCCUGUUUGUUCAGAACCCAACACUUUUUUUUCUCAUCGAUGUCUAUUUUGAGAAAGAAACAUGCUCGGCAUCUACGUCAUUGUCCAAUCACAGUGACACAGCAUUGAAGUGACCUCGGGGCUAAUAACACAGCAAAUCGGAGUAAAAAGCCUUUCAAUUGGAGGCAGCCCAUUUUACCUGGCUAAUUUCUGGUGAUGAGUCACUCCUGACUUCAUUGCUGCGUGAAUCAGCAGCAGAUUAAAGACGUCUCUCUGAGAAAUGGAACAAACAAGGCAAUUACAAUACACACUAGACCCAACACAUGUUUUUACCACCGAACAUACUGUGUCUACCCCUCUGGAUCAGGUUCACUAGGGCACACCAUUUCAAAAAGGUUGUGCAACGAAAAAAAAAACAUCUUAUUGGACAAGUUCGGGUGGCACCUGCCCGUUUUCUUCCGGUUCUUCCCAAGUGAAUACGACCCUGCUGUUGUACCCAUAGAAAUACGAAUGAAUAGAAAGGCCAUCUCCAUUCAGGUCAAUGAUAACAUAAUGGGUAUACUGGCAGCCAUGUUGAGUGUACAGUACCCAUGCCAGGAAGAGUACCCUUCAAUCUGUGCUGUGAUUUGUUGAGUCAUCUCUACUGACAUUACAUGAGCCACAUCGGUUAGCAUCAUUUAAAAUGUCAAUCCAUCAGUUGAUGGAACAUUCCAAAUUACCAUGGAAAUGAUUGCAUCACAAUACCAGGCAGCCAUUGAGUGUACCCAUGAGUUUACCAGUCAAUUGCCAGGGUAGGAGCUUCCAAGCCCAUUCAUUCUUAGUUCUAUGGUUGUACCUAAAUAAGGAUCGUUUCCCUAUGAACAGCGCCUAAGGACGAUUGUAUUGUGGUUAAAUUAUUGUGCUUUACAUUCCCAUAGGCCUAUUAGAAACACAGACUGCCAUAGCCUGAAUGCCUCAGUGAGUGUUCGUCAAAGGUCCUUUUUUCUGACAUAGAUUAUAUCUAUUCCUGGUCUAAAAAGCACUUCCAAAAAGGACAUUCCCCAUUGAACAUGCUUUUCACUCCAGGCGUAGGUUUGAAAGCCCAUAGAGCUCCUGAAAACCCCCCAAUGGUUCACAAAAUUUGGGGCUCACCUGCGCGUCACUGCCUCCUAUCUCCAUCAUGCGGUAGCGUAUGGGCUGCAGGAGCUCUACGGCACGGCUGUAGUUGCCCUGGUCGUACUCCAGCAGGGCCUGACACAUGGGCAGCCCCACGCUGCCAGCCAGCAGGUGCUGGUAGUUCUCCUCUGGAACACUAGACACACAACAGGAGAGAAGAUCGAAGACAAUAGAGAUGUCAAAAGCCCUAUUAUACUUUAAAAAAAAUAAAAAAAACGUAUGCUCUCACUGAACUGUUUGUGAUCCCUGCAGAAAUGGUGUCACCAUGGUGUUACUAGCAAAAUGAGGUCUGAGGUUUAUUCUGUACUGUCAAAUACAGUUCAUGACCAGAAGCUUCAGGGCAUCAUCCACACACAGCCAGACUAAAAGGUAAAUUGGAUUUACAAAACGUUGUAGGAUUAACAUCUGAUAAUAGAUACUGUAGGGCAUUACUGCAUGUGAUUGCAGAAGAGAGAAACGCGUGAAAACUGCCUAAAACAACAACACAUCCCACCAGACAGAGUUGCUUUCAUAAAAUCUCAAGACUAGACCAUGCAUUCCGGAGAGGUUUCUUUAGAAUUGUCCUUUCAUUCACUGUACUUUGCUUAUGCAAACGUGUAUAGAUGAUGUAAUGCAUUAUAGAUGACGUCUGUACCAUGUUUGAUUUUUGAGACACUAUAAACUCAAUUUGAGUGGUCUACAAUGUGGUUUUAAAUAAAUCUUUUUUUUUUUU